Molecule: messenger RNA, 1240 nt
Organism: Bombyx mandarina (wild silkworm)
Lineage: Eukaryota; Metazoa; Arthropoda; Insecta; Lepidoptera; Bombycidae
Product: mucosa-associated lymphoid tissue lymphoma translocation protein 1
Biological process (GO): proteolysis
Molecular function (GO): cysteine-type endopeptidase activity
Source: RefSeq, a predicted model, not a curated record
CUAUGAAAUAAUACUAGUAAAGGUAAUUUUUAUUCUUCGAACACAAAUAUUUAUUUACAUGUAUCCAACGUAAAUAUAGGAUCAUCUGAACAAAUCGUAUGUGCUUGAAAUUAGUUAAACUCUAAAUAUGUCAUUACUUCAAAAGCUAGCGUAUAACGACUAUAAAAAGGCAAAAGAUUUUACAGUACAUCAAUGUGAAACAAUCGCUAACUUAGCGAAACUCAAUACAACGUUUACAAAUGUAGAGUGCCCAGGAGAGCAUUUACUGAGAAAAUUAGAUCUAAGUGGCUGUUCUGUGUCACAAUACAAAGUAUUGCUCAGUGCCUUGAGGAAAUAUCGACCACAUUCGAAGAUAGCUGUUUUAAUUGCAAAUAACUUAUAUACACAUCUAUCAAAACUCGCCACUCCCGCUGUAGACUGUGACUCUUUGUCCCUGCAUUUGAAAAGUUUGGGAUUUAUUGUUGUGACCGUAAAGAAUACACACGCAAGUCAUUUAAAGGAUAUUGUUGGAAGAAUAUCUCAUGUCAUACCGCCUGAUUCAUAUUGUUUUAUAUUUUAUGCUGGUCAUGGCUGCCAAAUAGGUAACACAAAGUGUAUGCUGGGCAUUGACUGUCCCACAGAAAAUAUACAGAAUGAACAUUGUAUGACCGAAAAUAACAUGCUGAAACAAUUUGAAAGAUGUAAUUUAGAUUUAUGUGUAUUUAUUUUGGACAUGUGUAGAAUCAAUCUUGACAGAGAAACAAAUCCUGAUAUAUCAAAUUCAAUUGUUUUUACUGAAGAUUACAUUGUCCACAAAAAUCUACUGAUAAGUUAUUCAACGCAAUCAUCGCAAUCAGCUUAUGAAGUGCUCGAAAUUGAGUGCUCAACUACUAUUAAUUUUGAUGAAACGUACGAGCUAAAGACUGGUGACACAGACCGUAUUGUGCCUGGAGCCAGUCAGUAUGUUAAAGCUUUGUGCAAUAGGAUUGGAGAGGAUUGUGAUGUCAGUAGUCUUCUUGAUAGAGUGCACGGUGAUGUCGAAAAUUCACUUCGGAAACAAAAACCAAUAAAAGUACAAUGCGGUGUUGAAAAACGCCAACUGAACGACGUUCCGAAUUGUGAACCGAUUACAUUAAUCAACAAAUUGAAGGAGUCGAUAAAAGAUUAUACAAACUACUGUGAUGUUUUUUGAAUAUUCAAAUAAAGAACAGAUUAUUGUGACAAGAAUAUAAUUCUUAUUUAAAUACAACUUUUUUUAUAA